Myxozyma melibiosi is the source of this 2778-nucleotide messenger RNA. RefSeq names its product glycoside hydrolase superfamily. Lineage: Eukaryota; Fungi; Ascomycota; Lipomycetes; Lipomycetales; Lipomycetaceae. Gene Ontology annotation, biological process: glucan catabolic process. The transcript is spliced from 3 exons. Gene Ontology annotation, molecular function: beta-glucosidase activity. The record is from RefSeq and is a predicted model, not a curated record. The coding region runs from base 189 to 2681 and encodes 830 amino acids.
GGCCGGGGUCGCAGCAAAUCAGGGCGCGCACCCCACCUUUCGGACUCCCACUCGCCCCGAAGGUAAACCCCGCUUCUCGAUUGUUAAUCAUCUGUCUGUCCGUCUCCGCCUUCUGAACUUCUGACCGAUUAGUCUGCUAUCGCAUCGCUUUUCUUCCUUUUCACACAUUACUUGUUCAAUUGUGCGAUAUGAUUGACAUCGACGACGCUCUCGAGAAGCUCUCCCAGACAGAUAAGGUCCGCCUGCUUUCUGGCGCCGACUUCUGGCACACUGCUGCCGUUCCUGAGCUUGGAAUCCCAGCUCUUCGUUUCACCGAUGGUCCUAACGGUGUCCGUGGAACCAAGUUCUUCAGCGGUGUCCCUGCUGCCUGCUUCCCUUGCGGAACCGGUCUCGGUGCCACUUUCGACUCUGAUAUCCUGUACCAGGCCGGUGUGACCAUGGGCGAGGAAGCCAAGGCGAAGGGUGCUCAUGUUAUUCUCGGCCCUACCUGCAACAUGCAGCGUGGACCUCUUGGCGGCCGUGGUUUCGAGUCGUUCUCUGAGGAUCCCGUUUUGUCUGGCCUUUCGGCUGGUGCCAUCAUCGCCGGUAUCGAGAGCACGAACGUGACGGCGACCAUCAAGCACUACGUCUGCAACGAUCAGGAGCACGAGCGCAACAGUAUCAACUCGAUCCUCACCGAGCGCGCGCUCCGUGAGAUCUACCUCAUGCCUUUCCAGCUUGCCAUUCGUGACGCGAAGCCGGGCGCAGUUAUGACUGCCUACAACAGAGUCAAUGGUAUCCACGUCAGCGAGGAUCCUUAUCUUCUCGACGACAUUCUUCGUAAGGAGUGGGCCUGGAAGGGUCUCGUCAUGAGCGACUGGUACGGAACUUACUCUACCUCGGCCGCUAUCAACGCCGGUCUUGAUAUCGAUAUGCCUGGCCCGACUUCUUUCCGAAGCUUCCUCGUCGAGCGUGACAUCAACGCUAAGCUCAUCCAACAGCACACUCUCGACGAGCGUGUCCGGACUGUGCUCGAACUCGUCAACAAAGCCGAGAAGGCCGGCAUCCCUGCCGACGUCGUCGAGUCUGGCCGCGACAUCCCCGAGACUGCGGCUCUGCUGCGCAAGAUCGCCGGCGACGCCAUCGUUCUUUUGAAGAACGAGGAUAGCGUCUUGCCGCUCAGCAAGACCAAGACUACUGCCGUCAUCGGUCCUAAUGCCAAGAUCGCCGUCUACUGCGGUGGUGGAUCUGCGUCGUUGGUUCCGUACUAUGCGAUCACUCCGUUUGACGGUAUCAGCGCCAAGAUCACGUCCGGCGGCGUGACCUACGUCGAGGGUGCUAAGGGAUACAAGAUGCUGCCCGUCAUUGGACCCAACACCACUACUCUCACCGGAAAGAUGGGUGUUUCUUUCCGUACCUUUGUCGAUCCUCCUGAGGUCACCGACCGUGAGCACGUCGAUGAGCAGGAGCUCCGGACCGCUGACAUGUUCUUGGUCGACUAUGCUCACCCGGCUAUCAAGGGACGCCCGAUCUACUACGGUGAGGUGCUCGCUACCUAUGUUCCCGAUGAGACCGGCGACUACAAGUUUGGCUUGACCGUUUACGGAACCGCCAAGCUCUUUGUGGACGGCAAGCUCAUUAUCGACAACGAGACCGUCCAGCGACCCGGUGAAUCUUUCUUCACCCGCGGUACUGUUGAGGAGGUUGGCGUCGUGCACCUCGAGGCUGGCAAGUCGUACAACAUCAAGGUCCACUUUGGAAGCGCGAAGACUACCAAGCUAAAGUCCAACUCGGUGUCUUUCGCCGGCGGUGGUCUCCGUGUUGGUGUCGGCCGUGUUAUCGACGAGGAGGCCGAGAUCCUGCGUGCCAUCGAGGUGGCUAAGGGCGUCGACCAGGUCGUUGUUUGCGUUGGUACCAACGGCGACUGGGAGUCUGAGGGUUUCGACCGUUCCAACAUGGAUCUUCCCGGAAAGACCAACGAGUUGGUUUCCAAGGUUAUCGACGCCAACCCGAACACCGUCGUUGUUGUCCAGUCUGGUAUGCCUGUUGAGAUGCCGUGGGCUGACAAGGCCAAGGGUAUUCUCGAGGCCUGGUUCGGCGGUAACGAGACCGGAAAUGCGAUUGCUGAUGUCCUCUUUGGCGACGUCAACCCGUCCGGAAAGCUUCCCUUGACGUUCCCCAAGAAGCUGAUUGACAACCCGACAUACCUCAACUUCCGAUCGGAGCGCGGCCGUGUUUUGUACGGUGAGGAUAUCUACGUUGGAUACCGUUACUACGAGGCUGUUGAGAAGGAGGUUCUUUUCCCCUUUGGCCACGGUCUUUCGUACAGCACAUUCGAACUCUCUGACCUCUCGGUGUCGGCUACCGCUGACAAGGUUGUGGUGUCGAUCAAGGUUACCAACAAGGCUGGACCUUCCGGUGCUGAAGUCGUGCAGUUCUACAUCAAGCAGCACAACCCGAGCAUCAAGCGCGCUCCCAAGGAGCUCAAGGGUUACAAGAAGGUCUUUGUGCCCGCUGGCGAGACCGUCACCGCCUCGGUGGAGAUUGAUCUCAAGUACGCGACCUCGUUCUACGACGAGACCCGCAAGGCCUGGAUCAGCGAGAAGGACACUUACAGCGUGCUGGCUGGUACCUCGAGCGACAAGGUUGCGCUUGAGGCCACGUUCGAGACCGCAAAGACGUUCUGGUGGACUGGUCUGUAAAUGCCAGAUAUGUAAAUGGGUUUUAUAUAGCAAAAUGUAGUGGGGCAAGUAUCUAGUAUGAAUGUUCUUGUCGGCAAAUAAAAUUUGUAUUUAGCAU